Molecule: messenger RNA, 2112 nt
Organism: Branchiostoma floridae (Florida lancelet)
Lineage: Eukaryota; Metazoa; Chordata; Leptocardii; Amphioxiformes; Branchiostomatidae
Product: probable ATP-dependent RNA helicase DDX43
Molecular function (GO): ATP binding; RNA binding; RNA helicase activity
Source: RefSeq, a predicted model, not a curated record
GUGGCAUGGUCUUUAUUGCUUUGUCUCCACGCUGUCGAAAGUUGAAAAGACUUGCGCGACUGUCACUUUUUAGCUGAACCGUUUACUUUCGUUUUAACACUGUUUUUCGACUAUGGAGGACUGGGACGCCGAGAUAGAUGACUCGGGAUCCGGGGGAACAAGUUUCCAACUCGGGUCCGGGCCAGGCUUUCAGCGUGGAGUCAGUCAAAGUACGGACAGUCAUCGCCGUCAAACCGAAAGCAACGGUCCGAUGGGCUUUGGUCGAGGAGGAGGAGGCGGCUGGGGAGGGGGGACACAACGCAAGGACGCCGCCGAUACCAGAAACCACGGCUUCGGUCGGGGGAGGUGGGGAAGCGACGCGGACAACUGGAGAGACCCGGGCGGGUCUAACACGAGCGUCGGCUUCCGUGGCCGAGAGCGUCGGGAGGAUGGCGAUCGGUUCACGGGUGGGGUGGGGAGGGGAAACCGCUUUGGCGACACUCGGGAAGGGGGUAGCUCUUGGGACCCAUGGGAUGGCAGAAACAGGCAACGGCAGGACGACCGUGGAGGGUUCGGAGGAAACCGCGAUAGAAGAGGAGGAGGGUUUGGCGGUCAGUCAUCCCAGGAGAAAGGCGAAUCGGGAGACAGGAAACUCAUCACUAUAGCCUCUGCUGAGGUCGGCAAGUUGAUAGGCAAAGCUGGAGCAAACAUCAAUCGCAUACGAGAUGAGAGUGGAGCUCGCAUCAAUAUCCGUGACCAGGGUAUUCUGGAGACUGAUGUGGAGUUGGUGGGGUCACCUGAGGCCAUCGAGCGGUGUGAGACCAUGAUUAACGACCACCUGCACCCAGAGGACAAGAUCAAGCAAGAAAUGGACAAAAUGACUCUGGAAGCUCCAGCCCCCAGGAUCAACUGGAAGGAGCUGCAUGCCAACAGGGAAGCCAACGAGGCCAAGAAAUGGGAACACUGCCCACAGAUCAAAAAGAACUUCUACUUUGAGGACCCAGGAGUUGCAAAUAUGACACCUGAAGAAGUGGAAGAGUUCAGGAAGGCAAACAACAAGAUCACAUGUACCAGUGAGUCAGGAGACCAGGUCCCCAACCCUGUCAGGACGUUUGAGGAAGCUUUCGAGCACUACCCCGAGAUCCUGACUGAAAUCUACAAACAGAAGUUUCAGACUCCCUCACCUGUUCAGAGUCAGGCGUGGCCCAUAGCACUGCAGGGGAAAGACUUUAUCGGCAUUGCUCAGACAGGAACAGGGAAGACCCUGGCAUUCCUUCUUCCUGGGCUUAUCCACAUCGACCUGCAGCCUUGCCCACGUUCCCAGAGAGGAGGUCCCAACAUGCUGGUCCUGUCCCCCACUCGGGAACUUGCUCUGCAGAUCGAGAAAGAAGCCAAGAAGUACAGCUACAAGGGCAUCAAGUGUGUGUGUGUGUACGGUGGUGGGAGCCGGCGUGACCAGAUCAACCUGGUGCAGAAGGGAGUGGAGAUCAUCGUGGCCACGCCCGGCCGGCUGAACGACCUGCUGAUGAACGGCAUCCUCAACAUCACCAGUGUCACCUUCCUGGUUCUUGAUGAGGCAGACCGCAUGUUGGACAUGGGAUUUGAACCCCAGAUCAUGAAGAUCCUGCUGGACAUCCGGCCGGACAGACAGACAAUCAUGACCAGUGCCACCUGGCCACCAGGUGUGCGUCGCCUGGCAACCAAGUACAUGAAGAACCCCUUCAUGGUCAACGUGGGGUCCCUGGAUCUGGCUACUGUACACUCAGUCACACAGUAUGUGGAGAUCAUUGAUGACGAGGAGAAAAAAGACAGGGUGAGACAGUUCUGUAUGGAGGAGAUGGAUGAAGAAGACAAGGCCAUGAUCUUUGUGGGACGCAAGGUCACGGCUGAUGAUCUGUCCAGUGACUUCUCUUUGGAUGGCAUCAACUGUGAGUGUAUCCAUGGAGACAGGGAGCAGUGUGACAGAGAGUCAGCUUUGGAAGCACUGAAGGAUGGAGUCGUCCGAAUCCUGAUAGCCACCGACGUCGCCUCCAGAGGUAUUGACAUCAAGGAUGUCACCUGGGUAGUGAACUAUGACUUCCCCCGGGAUAUGGAGGAGUAUGUGCACCGUGUGGGCAGGACAGGCAGAGCUGG